Molecule: messenger RNA, 5020 nt
Organism: Drosophila albomicans
Lineage: Eukaryota; Metazoa; Arthropoda; Insecta; Diptera; Drosophilidae
Product: disintegrin and metalloproteinase domain-containing protein 10
Exons: 9
Coding region: 365-4987 (1540 amino acids)
Biological process (GO): Notch signaling pathway; membrane protein ectodomain proteolysis
Cellular component (GO): plasma membrane
Molecular function (GO): metalloendopeptidase activity
Source: RefSeq, a predicted model, not a curated record
UGUAGUUAGACAGCGCUCAGAAAGUAUCGAUACUAGUUACCUGCAGCCGUUUUAUAUGUGGGGAGAAAUAAAAUAUUUGUUUUUAAAAGCAUUGCAUUAAAAUGCAAGCGUUUAAUUGAAUAAAAUCAGCUAAGCGUGAGAUGUCACAUACAACGGAUGUUUUCCCACUUUGGCAAUAACAACAACAACAGUAACACCAACCGACAACAACAACAACUGCUGCAAUAAUGUAAGAGGCGGAGGGGCUAACAAAGGUCAAGCAAAGCCAACAAAAACCCCAGCCUAGAACUAGUUAGGUUUCCACACACACACAAACACACUUACACUAAAACACACACACACAAAACGUAGUGAGAAUUAAGCAAUGGGCUGGUUGCUAGCGCUCCUUGCACUGCUCUUCGCAAUCAAUGAGUUGCUCGCAGUUCCCACUCCGCUCAAGCUACCAGGCUACACACAUAAACUGACGCCAUACAUCAAGCACUGGGAGGCAGCGAACUUCGAUCGCUCGGUGCUGCAGGUGGCACAACAGCGACACUUGGAGCAGGCACGCGCCCGUCGAAAACGUCAAGCGGAGCCGCCGUCAAGUGGCCUGGGAUUGGCGCACACAAUACGCCUGAAUUUCUCUGCACACGACAGAGACUUUCUUCUGGUGCUGCGUCAGCAGCCAAAUUCGGUGUUCGCAAAUGAUGUGGAAAUCGAGAACACACUGGGACCCAUCGAUUACGAUGUGUCACGCAUUUACACGGGCAGUCUGGAGGAUGACGAGGCUGCCCAUGUCCAGGCGAUACUCACAAGUGAUAAUCUGCUCGAUGGCACAAUUGAGACGCAAGCUGAGCAUUAUUAUAUUGAACCAGCGCAGCGUUACUCACAGCAAUUGGCCGAGAGUGGUGUUCAUAGCAUUGUCUAUAAGCUAAGCGAUGUAAAUAUGCAACAACACAAUUCAUUUGCCAGCGGUUUGUCAUCUAAAUCGCCCAUUAAGACGCAUUGCGCCAGCGAACGUUUGAGACAGAAACGUUGGUUGCCCGAGGAAGAGCACGUCACUGCUCCAACUUAUAAUCGCAAUCCACCGUUGCCGUUGGAUCUUGAGGUUCCCUACAACGAUGAUUUUCGAGUGCUGGCCUCCGAGGAGGAUCGUAGUGAGGAGGCAUCGAAAAAAUCCACAGUAACAACAACAACGACUGUGCGCAGCACGGAAAGCUUUCUGGCGACGUUAACGAAGCCCACACCUAAUCGCAAUAUACUUGUAAAUAACUUUAAUCCCUCCAAUGUUGGCGAUAGCAGUCGCAGCUACAAUGGCAACUCCAAUACCAAUUCAAAUUCUAACAACAACAACAACGUACGCAAAUUGUACACGAAGCAUAAAAACAUCAUUGUUAGCACCUAUAACCGGCCAAUAGAGCCAGAAUUUGGCACACCCUACGAGGAGCCGAAUGCCAACAAUAGCAACAGCCUGCCAAAUAACUUUUUCAAUGCCAAUUGGACGACGCUCUCCAUGGGCAACAGCAACGGGGCCAAUGAUCGUCCCAGCCAUAAGACGCAUGUAGAGAUUAUUACCAAGAAUGGCGCCACUAAGAAACCUAAUAUUAUUGUAAACAAUUACAAUCCAGAGAUAAUAUUCGCCCCAAAUCCACACAAUCCCAGUUUUAACACCAUGCUGAUGACGAAUCUGUUGAGUGGUCGUGGCGAUGAUAUUCAUAGCUCGCCUCGUCUGCUUUAUGAUCGUAAGACGACUUGCAUGCUUUAUUUGCAAGCGGAUCACACAUUCUUCCAGAAGAUGGGCAGUGAUGAGGCUUCAAUUGAGGCUAUCACACGGCAUGUUCAACGCGCCAAUUCUAUUUAUCGCAAUACGGAUUUCAACAAUGAUGGAAAACCAGACAAUAUUACGUUUAUGAUCAAACGUAUUAAGGUUCACAACAUGAAUGCCAUGAAGGAUCCUAGCUAUCGAUUUCCUGGCAAUUAUGGCGUUGAAAAGUUCUUGGAAUUGUUUUCAGAGGAGGACUACGAUGCCUUUUGUCUGGCCUAUAUGUUCACCUAUCGCGAUUUUGAGAUGGGCACUUUGGGUCUGGCAUGGACAGGAGAUCUGAAGAAUGCCGGUGGCGUUUGUGAAAAGAAUGGCCACUAUCGAGGAUCGCUAAAGUCGUUAAACACAGGCAUUGUGACGCUCCUCAAUUAUGGCAAACAUGUGCCACCUGCUGUGUCGCAUGUGACACUUGCGCACGAAAUUGGCCAUAACUUUGGUUCACCUCACGAUCCAGAGCUGUGCACACCAGGUGGUGAGGAUGGCAACUUCAUUAUGUUUGCACGCGCAACAUCUGGCGACAAGAAGAACAACAACAAGUUCAGUGCGUGCUCCUUAAAGUCCAUAGAGCCUGUGUUGAAUGCCAAGGCACGCUCAAUGAAAGGCUGCUUUACGGAGCCGCAAUCAUCAAUUUGUGGCAAUGGCGUUGUUGAGCCAGGCGAGCAAUGUGACUGUGGCUGGGAAGAGGACUGCAAGGAUUCCUGCUGUUUCCCCAUGUCGCGGAAUCCGCACAUCGAUGAAACGCCCUGCACACUGACGCCACAUGCACGCUGCAGUCCGUCACAAGGUCCUUGCUGCACCACCGACUGCAAGGUGAAGUUUGGUGACAAAUGUCGCGACGACAAUGGUUGCCGUGAUCCCUCGUUUUGUGAUGGUCGGGUACCUCAAUGUCCGCCAUCGGUGAACAAACCGAACAAGACCAUUUGCAAUAAGGAGUUUGUCUGCUAUAUGGGCGAUUGCACAGGCAGCAUUUGCUUGGCAUACGGCCUCGAAUCAUGCCAAUGCAUACCAGGACCUGAGGAUGAUCGCAUCAAGUCAUGCGAGUUGUGUUGUAAGUUGCCCGGUGAGAAUAAUCCGUGUCGCAGUUCGUUUGAAUGGAAUGAGGCGCCCUUCGAUGUGCCCGAUAUGUACUCCAAACCGGGAACACCUUGCAAUGACUACAAUGGCUACUGUGAUGUGUUUCAAAAGUGCCGUGAAGUUGAUCCAUCUGGACCUUUGGCUACGCUCCGUAAAUUGCUGCUGUCAGAGGAGAGCAUUGCUACUUUCAAGAAGUGGAUGCAGCAACAUUGGUACACUGUAGCACUGGCUGCCAUUGGAGUCUUUUUACUACUGAUACUGAGCACAAAGCUGCUGGCGAAACGAUCGAAUCUGAAGCAUAAGUCGGUGACUAUCAUUCAUAGUGCCACCACGGAAACUGUGCGAUUACCGGAGAACAAUAACGGCGUCAUCGUACAUACAGCUGUACGCACUAAAGUGCCAUUUAAGAAGAAGGUUCGCGGUGAGCGCAGCAAGAAGUCGACCAAUGGCGUUGGAGCAACAGCAGGAGUACGUUCAAGUGGAGCAGCUAAAGCCACUACCAGCGCAGAGCCAAAGAAAACAUCAAGAACGCAAGGAGUGACAAAGAAGAAAUCAAAAACGAGUGCAACUGACGAGGAUCAAGCUAAGAAAUCCAACAAAAAGCUGGGCAAGCAUAUGAAGGAAAUCAUUGAUUAUUCACAGCGCAACAAUGGUGGCAAUGGCGACGAUGGCUCCAAUCUGUCGACGAGCAACAAUCACACCAACACUUUUGGAAAAGUGCAAAAAUGGCUGCUGGAGUCGCCAAUUGUGGCACAACCAUUAUCGCACAUUGAGCAUAGCUCGCGUGUGCGCAAUGUGAUGAGCAAGUCGCAGUCAACGCCCGAGCGACUGGUGCAGAAAACGCCGCAAAAGACCAAGUCCAUGGGCAACCUGUCCAAUGAGAAGGUUAAACUGCAGGUCGUCUACAAGCCACCAUUCAAGUUCUCGCUGCGGCUGUCUAAGAAGCCCAAGGUGAAAACGCACGUCGUGGGCGUCAGCGCUGGCGCACGUCCAAAGCGCACACAAAAGAGUAAUGCACGCUCCAGUGGACAGCCGACCACGUCUAAGGGACCAUACACGGAACGUGCGAAGCGCACUGCGCUGCUUUUGUGCAACGAAGCAGAGGACGAUAAUCAAAUUCUGACGCUCAACGAGCCCAACUACGAGACACUGAAGCCACUAACGCAACGCAAUAGCACCGACCACUGCUAUGAGAAUGUUGAUUUGCCCAGCGGCAGCGCCGCGGCAAUCGAUACGAAGCCAAGCAGCAGUAGCGGUGGCAAAAUUGCACCAAGCUCAACACGUGCCAGCCCAGAAGGCGCAGCAGCAACAUCCACUACAGCAGGACAACGUAGCUCCUAUCGUCGCUCAAAUUCGUUGUCCACACAUAAUCCGUUUGCAGUGGCGCCACGUCGUAGCAGCAGCAAAGCGGGCAAGAAUGAGGCACACAACUCAGGUGGAUCUAUAAAUUUAACGCGCAACUUUGGCAGCACACAGAAUCUCAUUAAUCUGAGCCAAAACAUGGCCAAGUCCAAGAAGCGCAGCAGUCUCAAUCUUAAAGCAAGUGCAGCUAAAAACGGUAAAGAUCCGCCUAUAGCUGCAGCAUCAGCAGCAGCUCCCACUGCAGCAACGCCACAGCGCCGUUCAACUUCCAAUGCCAAUCUGCGCAGAAACAGCAGCGUUUCGAAUACGCCGCCGUCACACCCAGCGCCGGUGCCGCCAACGCGCAAUUCGCGCAACAGCUUCAGCAACAUUCCACGCGCCAGUCUCAAUGGACAAAGCGGCUCGAACUCCUCCUCCUCAGUGGCAGCAGCUGCAGCGACGGCGUCUCAUGCACCGCCGCCUAGCUUCUCUCGUCAGUCGUCGAGCAGCACAACGACCACUUCGUCCAGUGCUGCAACGUCAGCGUUACCGCAUCAUGCGCUACAACAAUCCGCCUCCGCAAGCGCCGUGACCAGCAGCCAACGGCAAGCGACGCAACCCAUACGACGUAGUCUUCACAAUUUCAGAUCACGCUCAACGGCAGCAGCGGCAGCAACUGCAACGCCAGCAUUACCCACGACGGCAAUGGACAAUGGAUUGCCAUCGGAUCUGGAGGUGGUUGUCUCUGAUAUUGAGAAUUUGGUUAGCUAAGAGCAGCGCCAUUUCUUUUCAUUUCAAACCAAC